AUGAGCGAAAGCCAAGUGGUUCAUUUUAGUACACGACGGCAAGGCUUGCAAAGAGUCCGUACUGGUUGUGCGACGUGCAAAAUUCGAAGGGUUAAGUGCGACGAAACGCACCCCGUCUGCAAACGCUGUCAAUCUACCGGUCGAAAAUGCGACGGUUACUAUCUCGUCUCCCGAACCGAAUUAUCCCAUAUUAUCCCCUCUAGAAUACCCGAUGCAGACGAUAGUUCUCUCCGCAGUUUGGAAUUCUUCCAGCAUGUGGUGGCCCCCGUUCUCUCCGGGCCACUGGGUCGAUCAUUCUGGACCCAUCUGGUCGCUCAACUCGCCCACCAGGAACCCGCCGCAAGACAUGCUGUGAUCACCAUAAGCUCUCUUUACGAACAAUUCGGCAAAGGACUAAAGGAGAUUCGAUCUCCAUAUGAUGAUGGCUACGCAAUGCGGCAUUAUAACAGCGCUAUCAAGGACAUCAUAUCUCUCAAAGCACAUUAUCGCGAACAGGUUGACACAGCCAUCAUCGUCUCCAUUCUCUUCUCUUGCAUCGAGUGCAUGCGAGGAAAUAAGCAGGCCGCAGUUAGUCACUGUAGACAUGGGAUCCUGCUUAUGAAUUCAUCCCGCCCCAAUGCAGAGCUAGCAUCUAUCUUUCGCCAUCUGAGUUUCGUGACCCUGUUCUCUAACGAGUGUCUCGCAGAGCUUCCUUUCCUAACAAACGGUGGCUACCCAUCCGCCCCAACCCCCUUCCAGACCUUCGCGCAAGCACAAGAAAUGAUAGACUGGCUAGGAUAUCACGCGGUAAAGUUAGCCCGACUAAGAGACCGAUAUCGAACCUCCUCCGCAUCCUCAUCCUCAUCCUCAACUGCCUCGAAAUAUUCCCAGUUUUUCUCAAAGGAGAUCCGCCGACUGAAUAUUUACAUGGAGACAUGGUUUGUCUCAUUUACCCCUUUGAAGGAGCAGUCAGACACAGAUCCAAGAUACAAGUCCAUUGCCCGAAUUCUGGAGAUGCGAUGGCUGGCGUCAAAAAUCUGGACAAACUCUUUCAUCGAGAAUGACGAGACCGCCUACGAUGCUUACAUUGAUGAAUUUGAGCGAAUUGUUGAGAUCGCUGAACAAUCACCACCCACUGAAGAUCCCUUCUGGUCAAGGUCGCCGAAAUUCAUGUUCGAGAUGGGCUUUGCGCCGCAGCUUUACUUCACCGUCAUGAAAUGUCGCUACCUUCCACUUCGACUCAAGGCCCUUGCUUUGAUAAAAGAGAAAUGCUGCGAAAGGGAAAUUUUGUGGGAUUCAAAAGUGAUAUACACGGCAGGUAGACUGGUUAUUGAAAAGGAGCAUGGGAUACAACUUCCUGAGGACCUCAGCCUUCAAAUGCGGAAGAUGAUUGAAAAUCCCCCUCCUGCUCCGAUUAACAGUCAUCGACUGCGUGAUUUCACAGUCUCUGGGGCUGAGGAUGAAAAUUCCGUUCAGGAGGUUCAUGGGCCAUUGGAGACUGCUGAUAAUCGGAUUUACUUUCAUUUUCCAACUUCACUGAGUGAGGAUCUUGGCUGA
This is a messenger RNA of Penicillium waksmanii, 1536 nucleotides long. Its product is annotated as Zn(II)2Cys6 transcription factor. Gene Ontology annotation, biological process: regulation of DNA-templated transcription. Gene Ontology annotation, molecular function: zinc ion binding; DNA-binding transcription factor activity, RNA polymerase II-specific. The transcript is spliced from 2 exons. The coding region runs from base 1 to 1536 and encodes 511 amino acids. The record is from RefSeq and is a predicted model, not a curated record. NCBI's taxonomy places the organism in Eukaryota, Fungi, Ascomycota, Eurotiomycetes, Eurotiales, Aspergillaceae.